Molecule: messenger RNA, 2095 nt
Organism: Eleginops maclovinus (Patagonian blennie)
Lineage: Eukaryota; Metazoa; Chordata; Actinopteri; Perciformes; Eleginopidae
Gene: cebpb
Product: CCAAT enhancer binding protein beta
Exons: 1
Coding region: 142-963 (273 amino acids)
Biological process (GO): DNA-templated transcription; regulation of transcription by RNA polymerase II
Molecular function (GO): RNA polymerase II cis-regulatory region sequence-specific DNA binding; DNA-binding transcription factor activity, RNA polymerase II-specific
Source: RefSeq, a predicted model, not a curated record
CGGAAGACCUGUCACUGCGAGCCGAGCCUCCUCAGAACUACUUUCUCACACGGAGGGGAUCUAAAACCACAUCACACCCCCUCCCCAAAACACCGCGAGCGUCUCCGCAGACGCUCCUGCUCUUACUGCGCGUGCAGCUCCAUGGAAGUGGCCGGCUUCUACGACGAGGAGGGCGGCUUCCGCAGAGACCCCCACCAUACCCCCCAUCACACCGGCCCCUGGAGGCUCGGAGACCCGAUGACGGAGCUGGAGGAGCGGGAGAGAGCCAUCGACUUCAGUGCAUACCUGGAGCAGCAGAACCAGCAGAACCAGCAGAACCAGAACCAGCAGAACCAACAGGACGUGUUCUCAGACUUCCUGCUGGAGAACAAGAUCAAGAGGGGGGUCUCGGCUCUGCACAAGAACUACUCCCUGCUGAACCAGCUUGAGGACCCCCUACGGGACCCCCAGCAUUACGCGCACCUCGGCUACGCGGAGCUGCAGGACACGCGCAUGGAUAGCGUGCUGAACCCCGCGAGUCGGUACCGAGAGGACAGCCGGGAGGACGGGAAGAUGGACAACGGGUCUUCGGGCUUCGAUAUGCGGUCCUACAUCCACUACCAGCAGUCCGCCAGCGGCAGCAUGGGCAACCUGUCCAGCGCGUCCUCCUCCUCCUCCACCUGCUCCAGUCCGACCAGAACCCCCCAAACCUCGGCUCCGGGGGGCGGGAAGGUGUCCAGCAGCAUGAAGCCCAACAAGAAGAAGCGGCUGGACAAGGACAGCGACGAGUACCGGGUCCGGAGGGAGAGGAACAACCUGGCGGUGCGGAAGAGCAGAGACAAAGCCAAGAUGCGUAAUCUGGAGACGCAGCACAAAGUCCUGGAGCUCGCGGCGGAGAACGACCGGCUGCAGAAGCGCGUGGAGCAGCUGUCCCGAGAGCUGAGCACCCUGCGGAACCUGCUGUCCGCCACCGGGACUUGCUAGAACCGGGACUCACCGGGACUCUAAAGACACGGUACACGGGUUUACACGGACACUAUGGGACGCAUGGAUUAUUGCGCACGGAUUGUUAUUGCGCAAUCCUUCUCUGAUCGUUCACAUGUCUCGUCAGAUGUAGUGUGUGUGUGUGUGUGUGUGUGUGUGUGUGUGUGUGUGUGUGUGUGUGUGUGUGUGUGUGUGUGUGUGUGUGUGUGUGUGUGUGUGUGUUCAUAGCAGGAUUUUAUGAAAACAGAGGUCCAAAAUCACCCUGCUGUCGGGGACAUGCUCCCUCUGGUUUGGUUUUCUUGAGAUGUGUGGCUUUGAGACUUUUGGAGGGCACCUGGACUCUGACGUCAGUGGAAGUGCAUGGAAAUCAGGUUAUUGCACAAUCCUCCUCUCAGAUUGUUCACCUGUCCCCUCGAUGUCAUGUAUGUUUGUUCUUGGCCAUGUAUGCAGUACCGAGGUCCAAAAAUCACCCUGCUAUAGGGGGGGGGGGGGGGGUGGGGCUUCUGCUCUUCAGACGUGCUUUUUAAGGCUCUUAGGGGCGAAAGGUGGAAUUGAAUGUCAGUGUGCAGCAUGGUAAUUCAACUUGCAGUAGUGAUGCAUCAAAAUCAGGUUCAACAUUCCAGUGAGUGAUCCCCAGUGUGGUCUGUGUGUCCAAGAGGAGGCUAAAGGAUCCAGAAUGUGUGGGAAUAAAUGUUAGAUAUAAGUGAAGGUGGAAAUCCACACGACAGACACCUCCCUUCAAAACCAACACUUUAUGGCAGCGGAAUAACAGCACACUGCUGCACCCUGACAUCCAACAUGACUUCAUCGCCUCAUAAUCACCCCGAAAAAUAACCCCAGACCCGGACAUUGGUGUGUGUGUACGGCUGUGUGUGUGUGUGUGUGUGUGUGUGUGUGUGUGUGUGUGUGUGUGUGUGUUCAGUGUUUCUGUGAUUUCUUACAGUUUUAUCUGGAGCAGUGUGUGUCGGGGGAGAGUUUGUGCUGCAGUGAAAUGAUGCAACUCUCUGUAAUAGUGUUGGCAAUGAAUGAAAUAAGUCUUAAUUAUUUAAUAUUAACAGAGAGUGGGGGGGGGGUGCUGUAAUUGUACUUGAUAUUUUAUUGAAUUAAACAGAUUUAUACUUUUGUCUAAAAA